CCGGUGUGUUGAUUUAAAUUUCAAAACAAAAAAUAAAUUUUGUCUUUGUGUACAUGAAAUAUCCGAUAUUGUCAACACACAAAACAGAUUAUCGAAACAUAAUAUCAAACAAUUGGAAAUAUACGAAAAUCAAAACUGAAUUCUAGUCUCUAUUGGCAAAAACUCAGUGGACACUUUAUAUUGUUGUUGUUGUUGUUGUUGUUUUGUUUAUUAUAAUUCGAUACUUGGCCAUUAUCUUAGAAAUAAAAAAAAAAUGUCGAAUCCAAAUAAAGAAAUUCAAUCAUCAUCAUCAUCCUCAUCGAAUGGUGGUGGUGUUGGUAAACAUUAUCAUCAUCAUCAUCAUCAUUACCAUCAUCAUCAUCAUAAAAUGCAUUGUUCAGGUGAAUCUGGUGGAAUUUAUCCACAACAACCACAGCAGCAGCAGCAGCAGCAGCAACAACAACAACAGUUACAAACACAUCAUUCACAUCAUCAUCGUCCACGUUAUAUACAUGGUCAUCGUCGUGCAAAAAGUGCCGGAAAUGCUACAUCAGUACGUGAUUAUUCCUAUUAUGCUGCUACUGGUCUUUAUGCACAUCAAUCAGGUGAAUCAUUACAGCAACAAAUUGCGUUGGAUAAAUCUGGUCCAAUUAUUGCAUUAGCGUUACCAAAUCUAAAGAAAACAUCAUCAGAAAAAACAAUACAUUAUGAUGCAACAUAUCCACCAUAUUAUUUUCCAUUACAUCAUCAUACAUCAUCAAUAGCCGGUGAUCCAAAUGUAUCGAUAAAAUAUUCAUCAUUAAAAAUGCGUUCAACAGUGGGCGUUGGUGAUACGGACACCGAUAAUUUGGAUGUAGAAAAAAUUGAAUGCGGUUGUUGGUCAUUGAAAUUCAAUUCGCUUAGGCAAUAUGCAACCAUACAAUUUUUCGUAUUUCUUUGUUGCAUAUUGGUAACACUGCAACAGGCACUUUCAUCUGGUUAUUUUAAUAGUGUUAUUACUACGAUUGAAAAACGUUUUGAUAUAUCAUCACAAAUGUCCGGUGCUAUUGUUUCGACAUUUGAGAUUGGAAAUCUUGCCACAAUAAUUUUUGUCAGUUAUUUUGGUACACAUCGACAUAUACCACGCUGGAUCGGUACCGGUAUCGUUGUCACUGCCAUUGGUUCGUUGAUAUUUUCAUUACCACAUUUUAUGUCAUUGAAAUCACCAUUAUCAUCAAUGCAUAAUGGUAAAAAUCAAUCGGAUCAACAAUAUUUGGACAAUACAUGUCGUAUACCGAAACCGGCAUUAACGUCACCAUUUCUUGAGAAAGCCAGUCAAUUUAUUAAUCUUGGUCUUUUGGAUGAUGAUCCAAAUUGUCUGCAAGAAUCAAAUUAUCAUGCACCACAAAUGUUGGUUUUCAUGUUGGCUAUGGUUCUGAUUGGUUGUGGUGGUACACCAAUUUUCACAUUGGGCACCACUUAUAUUGAUGAUCAUGUGCCAAAAGAAAGUUCAUCAAUGUAUAUGGGUUGUAUGUAUAGUAUGGUUGCUUUUGGUCUAGUUUGUGGAUUUCUACUCGGUGGAUUCUUUAUCAAUGUUCAUGAAAAUGCAUUGGGCACCGGUGUUGUGCCAGAAGAUAUUUUUCCUGGUCAUACUAAAUGGAUCGGUGCAUGGUGGGCUGGUUUCAUUUUACUCGGUAUACUGCUUUUAAUCAUCUCGAUACCAUUUUUUAUAUUUCCAAAAAGUCUGAAAGCAAAAAAAUCAAAAGAAUUAAUUGUCGCUUUACCAAGCGGUGGUGGUGGUGGUGGUGGCUGCCAUUCAUAUACGGGUAAUAACUGCAGCAGUAACAAUAAUAGUAACAGUAAUAACGUUAAAACUAACUGUGGUGAUGAUCCAAAUGGAACUAUGAAUUCAAAAAAUACAAAAUAUGGCCGUAAAUUGGGUGAAAUACCGGCUUGUAUGUGGCGACUGGCAUGCAAUCCAGUCUAUAUGGUCACCUGUCUUGGUUCUUGUAUGGAAUUGGCAAUCGUUAGUGGUUUUCUAAUUUUUCUUCCCAAAUAUUUGGAAACACAAUUUUCUUUGGGAAAAUCACAAGCAAAUUUAUUUGCCGGUGGUAUCGCUAUACCUGGUGCUUGUUUUGGUAUUUUUCUUGGUGGCUACAUUCUGAAACGUUUUCAAUUGACACCAAAAGGUGCCAUUCAAGUUGUUUUAUUUUUCAACAUUAUCUGUAUGGGUCUCUAUACGGCUUUAUAUUUUCUUGGUUGUGAAAAUGUUAAAAUGGCCGGCACUACAUUACCAUAUGCCAACACAACAAGAUUUCAAGAUACAUUUUCCGUCAAUCUGACAGCUGAAUGUAAUCUAGGCUGUCGAUGUUCAUCGAAUGAUCUGGAACCAGUAUGUGAUGUUCGUAAUAAAAUUAGUUAUUAUUCACCAUGUUUUGCUGGCUGUACUUCGGUCGAUAAUUCUCGUGAUAUUCGAAAUUAUAGCAAUUGUGCUUGUCUACUAUCCAAUAAUAAUAAUAAUCAUGAAAUCACUAUGGUGCCUAUCGUUACGCCUGGACCAUGUCAUCAGAUUUGUACGGCAAUGGUUCCAUUUAUGGUUCUAUUAUUUAUUAUCACAUUGGUCGUUUCAAUCACACAAAUGCCUGUUGUUAUGAUUACAUUGAGAUCCGUUGAUGAAGAAGAACGUUCAUUAGCAUUGGGAAUGCAAUUUGUUUUGUUUCGUUUGUUUGGUUACAUACCAUCGCCAAUUGUUUUCGGUAAUGUUAUUGAUUCGACGUGUUUAGUUUGGAAAAAUCAUUGCGGUGAACAAGGUGGUUUCUGUUUACUUUAUAAUAUUGAACAAUUUCGUCUGAGAUAUGUUGGUGUUUGUAGUGCAUUCAAAAUAACGGCAGCAAUUUUAUUCUUUUUUGAUUUAUUACUAAUUUGUUAUCGUGAGAAAAAAGAAUUGAAAAAAUUACAAAUGAAAAACGGUACAUUCACUACUGAUGAAGUAAUAUCAUCGAUUAUUUCAUUGGAUCGUUUAUCCGUAUUUGGUUGGUCUGUUGCACCGGAAACUAUUGCUGAAGCUGAUGAAGAACAACAGCCACUAGGUGGACAACAACAACAUCAACAGCAACAGAUGCAAGAUUCAGAUUAUAAUUCAGCCAUAGAUGAUGAUGAUGAAAAUUUAUCAUCAAAUUCAUCAUUGAUUCCCGUUCCGAUUGGUGUUGGUAAUUUGAUAGCAAUAAAUGAUAAUCAUGAUAAUAAUAAUGGUGAUAAUAAUGACAAUCAAACAACGAUGAUGAUACCAUCAUCUAAUAUAAAUUCAAUACAGAUUGAAAUGUUACCAUCAUCAUCUACAUCGAAACAUUAUCAUCAUCAUCAUCGUUCAGAAAGUUUAGUAUAAGAGAAUCUCAGGUUACACACCAUAUCAUUUUUUGGUGUUAUCAUUGAAACAUGGCCAUAAUUAUCAUCCAAUCGAUUUGAUGAACUCAGAUAUCAAUGGAAAUUUUUUUUCUCUUUUCGUUUCGUUGAAAUUUUUUAUUUUACCAUAAACUCCACAUA
Molecule: messenger RNA, 3501 nt
Organism: Dermatophagoides farinae (American house dust mite)
Lineage: Eukaryota; Metazoa; Arthropoda; Arachnida; Sarcoptiformes; Pyroglyphidae
Source: RefSeq, a predicted model, not a curated record